CGGUCGUCAAGCGCUAAAUCAAAGCGCAAGAUUUGUCAACGUCGUCUGCUCACACUUAAAAACCGAACUCAAAAGUUUUCUUCUCUCAAUUUGCUUUCAUCAGAUCAUCAUGGCAGAUGUGGGGCCAGGUUUUCACUUUGAUGUAAUCAAGAAUAGUAUAAAAGAUCUUCAGCAAGAAAAGUUAAGGAAUGAGCGAAAGCUGUCCGAAGCAAGAGCAAGGAGGAGAUCUCUGGAAAGCAAAUACGAAGCAGCUUUGAGCAAGUACAACGUUGCACAAGAGACAAAUCAGAAGAUGACGGACACCUUAAAGGUGACCCAAUUCAAGGUACUUCAAUCUCAAGCUGCUAUCGAAUGUCAGCAUAAUGCUAACCUGGAGGUAGAGAACAGAAUUGCUCACAUCAAAACAGCUUUCAAGAAUGAAGAGGCUCGACAACUUGAAGAAACUGAAAAGUUUAAAGAGAAACUGGCCAGUCUGGCUGAAAUGUUUCACAAUGGAAAAGACUUCUAUCUUGAUCAAUCACUUCAAGCAGAGACAGGGAUGGUAAAAGCAGAUCAAAAAGAUAUCACUCAGAAAGUCAAUCAGACAGACUCUCAGGUGGAGAAGCUCCAAGGAGUGUUUGAAGCCUUAGACAUUGUCGCCAGGAAGCAGGACAGAGCGACUGAGCUCUCAGACAUACCUCUGGAACUCCAGUACCUAACACUAGCGAUGUUUGAAGAAGAAAGAAAGACGGUGGAGAAUGAACGGACAAAGCUGAGAGAAAAACAGGAGUGCUUACUCACCCAACUUGAGAAAUGAUUUAUGGUUAAAAGGAGUUACU
Molecule: messenger RNA, 818 nt
Organism: Asterias rubens (European starfish)
Lineage: Eukaryota; Metazoa; Echinodermata; Asteroidea; Forcipulatida; Asteriidae
Exons: 9
Coding region: 110-796 (228 amino acids)
Biological process (GO): synaptonemal complex assembly
Cellular component (GO): synaptonemal complex
Source: RefSeq, a predicted model, not a curated record